This is a messenger RNA of Penicillium canariense, 489 nucleotides long. RefSeq names its product cytochrome b-c1 complex subunit 6 family protein. NCBI's taxonomy places the organism in Eukaryota, Fungi, Ascomycota, Eurotiomycetes, Eurotiales, Aspergillaceae. Gene Ontology annotation, biological process: mitochondrial electron transport, ubiquinol to cytochrome c. The coding region runs from base 1 to 489 and encodes 162 amino acids. The transcript has 3 exons. The record is from RefSeq and is a predicted model, not a curated record.
AUGGGUCUCGCCGACUUUUUCACUGACGUCGUCUCCUCCCUGGGCUUCACCGAGGCUCAGGCUGAGGCUCCCGCCGCCGACGUCGAGACUUCCACUCCCCAAGACGCCGAGCCCGCUGAGAAGACCGAGGAGGCCACCGAAGAGAGCACUGACUCUGAGCCUGCUGAAGACACCCCCGAGGAGUCCUCCGAGGAGGCUCCCGAAGAGGAGGAGGCUGAGGCUGAGGAGGAGGAGGAGGAGGAGGAGGAGGAAGAGGAGGAAGAGGAGGAGCCUGAGGACAUCAAGCCCAAGCUCGAGGAGGAGUGCGCUCACUCCGCUCAGUGUGCCCCCUAUAAGCACCACUUCGACGAGUGCGUCGAGCGUGUUACCCGCCAGGAGGAGGAUGAGGACUACAAGGGUCCCAAGGAGGACUGCGUUGAGGAGUUCUUCCACCUCACUCAUUGCGCCACCGCCUGCGCCGCCCCCAAGCUCUGGCGCGAGCUCAAGUAA